AUGAGUGACCUGGGGCCUCUCUCCUUCUACCUGGGGAUCGAGGUGCACCAGGACGACUCCGGGAUCACACUUCGGCAGACCGCCUACGCCAAGCGCGUCGUUGAGCUAGCUGGGCUCACCGACUGCAACCCAGCUCUCACUCCGAUGGAGGAGAGGCUGAAGCUGAGCCGUGAUAGCAAGGCAAAGGAGGUGGACGCUACCCAGUACCGGCGUCUUGUGGGGAGCCUUCGCUACCUCGCCCACACAUGGCCGGACUUAGCGUUCUCCGUCGGCUACGUUAGUCGGUUCAUGCAGCGACCGACGACGGAGCACCAGCAGGCUGUGAAGAGGAUCAUCCGCUAUGUUGCGGGGACUCUCGACCAUGGCCUCUACUACCCGAGGUGCAGUGACAGCGACCACGCCGGCGACAUCGACACCAGCAAGAGCACCAGUGGGAUCCUCUUCUUCCUUGGCAAGUGCCUCGUCAGCUGGCAGUCGGUCAAGCAGCAGGUGGUAGCUCUGUCCAGCUGCAAGGCCGAGUACAUCGCGGCCUCCACCGCUUCGACUUAG
Panicum hallii is the source of this 549-nucleotide messenger RNA. RefSeq lists its product as uncharacterized. The coding region runs from base 1 to 549 and encodes 182 amino acids. The transcript has a single exon. The record is from RefSeq and is a predicted model, not a curated record. Lineage: Eukaryota; Viridiplantae; Streptophyta; Magnoliopsida; Poales; Poaceae.